Lodderomyces margitis is the source of this 1689-nucleotide messenger RNA. RefSeq lists its product as uncharacterized. The record is from RefSeq and is a predicted model, not a curated record. Gene Ontology annotation, biological process: regulation of lipid storage. Gene Ontology annotation, cellular component: endoplasmic reticulum. Lineage: Eukaryota; Fungi; Ascomycota; Pichiomycetes; Serinales; Debaryomycetaceae. The coding region runs from base 1 to 1689 and encodes 562 amino acids. The transcript has a single exon.
AUGUCAAAAUACCAGGCAGUCGACCAGUCCGACUCAAAUAGUGAGCGCAUUGGCAUAUCUGAGGAAAACGGUGAGCACGGAAAUGAUCACGAACGCUUGCAUCGAGAAACACCUGAACCAGUCAGAGAAAACCGGGUGCCAGCUAAUGAUCGACUUUCCUCAUCUGACAUUGAAACGCAACCAUUAUUGGAUCCAGAUGAUCCAAUUGUAUCACCUUUGAACUUGGAUCGGAUCAAAUUACUCAAAUACAUCCAAUUAGUUUUAAUAUUUGUCAACCUAGUGUUAUUCUUUGUCUUGUUAUUCAGCGACUUUUUCCCCAUACCGGGAUUCAAUAAUAGAGGAAAAUCAUUUUUACAGAUUGACUUGGUAUUGAUAUGUUUAUUGAUUAAUGGAUUGAACCAUGUGUCGUUUGUCGUGCCCGCAUAUUAUGACCGUAUUGGUGGGUACAUUGUCCUGGGAUUGUUGAUCAUUGAUUUGAUUUUGGUUCUCGCCAUCCCGGAACCAAGAAAAGAGCAAGGAAUAUUGGGCAGUGUAUUGAUCUUGUGGACAGCUCUCACGUCAUUGCUUAAUUCGCUUAUUGAUUACUGGGUUGAGGAAGGCAAGCAUUAUCAGGAGAUUAGAUACACCGGAAGGAUCGAGAAGCGUAAAACUGUCCGCGAAUUACUUGUCAUUUUCAUCAAAACUGUGUUUGAGCUAUUCAUAUUGUGGGUCAUUUGGUGUGUUAGUUUGACUAUAUGGUUACAUUGCUUCGAUACGCAUGAGAAGCCAUGGGGUCAAUUGGUACCAGUGAAUAAUAACCAAUUUAGAGUGCAUUUGGCUUGCUUUGGAGACGUACACAACAAAGACUCCAAACAACCAAUUAUUUUAGUUGAAGGGGGUCAGAUGACUUCGAGCGAAGUGUUUCAAGAAUGGAUUGAAGAGUUGCAUCAUUUAGACAAAGUUGAGAGAUAUUGUAUUUGGGAUAGACCUGGGUACGGUUUUUCCGACUCAGCUCCUCCACCGCAAAGUAUAGGAAUAAUUGUUGAUUACUUAUCUGAAGCAUUGGAGUCUCAAGGAAUUGAAGGUCCAUUUGCAGUUGUUGGGUUUGACAUUGGUGGAUUAUACGCUCGAAUGUUUGCUAGUAGGCAUCGUGCUAAAAUCCACCUGGUCCUCUUUGUUGACGCUUGGCCGGCUGACUUGUUGAAGAAAUGGCCGUUUAGCGGAUCAGGAAAGAAGAACGAGUCAACCAAAGUGUUUAAACAUUCGUUGGAGGUAAUGGACAACAUCACCGGUAUCAAGUUAUGGUUGAAGGGUUUCAUUUCGCCGUUGGGUAUCAUCCCUAGUUUUCAUUGGUUCUUCCACCCAAUGAAGUUUUCGAGCAAGAGUCGCGUUUUUGGUAGGGACAUGUACUACCAGUCAAAAUACAUUCGUGCUAGAUGUCAGGAACAACUAGUAUCGGGCAUCUUGUCAUACAAUGAAAUUAGAGAAGCUGAUAUAAAUGAGUUGCAAGUUGGCGUCAUCUCGUCUGACUUUAUGAUUAAGAAAUCUUUAAAUUGGGGCAAAUGGCAACGUGAGUUGACCAAGUUGAGUUCGAGAACUGCUGAAUGGGUCAUUGCUGAAAACAGUGAUCAUUUUAUUUGGCGCAGUUCAAAGGGAAGAAAAGAGUUGCAGCAAUUGUUGUUGCGUUUGAUUGGUGAGCAAGAAUAUUAG